This is a messenger RNA of Monopterus albus (swamp eel), 3983 nucleotides long. RefSeq names its product solute carrier family 8 member 2b (gene slc8a2b). Bases 247 to 3189 code for a protein of 980 amino acids. Gene Ontology annotation, cellular component: axon; sarcolemma; postsynapse. The record is from RefSeq and is a predicted model, not a curated record. NCBI's taxonomy places the organism in Eukaryota, Metazoa, Chordata, Actinopteri, Synbranchiformes, Synbranchidae. Gene Ontology annotation, molecular function: calcium:sodium antiporter activity. Gene Ontology annotation, biological process: sodium ion transmembrane transport; cell communication; calcium ion import across plasma membrane. The transcript is spliced from 16 exons.
CUCCUGAACUGUUUCAGGGCAGCUGAACCCCCAUGAUCUUGUGAGCUCAGCUUGGCCUGGCGGUGAGUAGGAGAUCUUUGUGGAUCAGGAGUUGAAGAAGCAGCACCUGAGACCAGCGGUGAGCUACUUGCCCCAUCGUCAGCUCUGCCCAGCACUUCCCCCUCCCACCUCCCUCUUCCUCAGCCUAAUCCCGACAUCCUCUGCUUCACUCUUCCCUCCUGCUGCUUGUGGGUACCCGCCGUCGCCAUGUCUCUCUUCGCCUCUCCCGCCCCUGUCCUCCUCCUCCUCCUCUUCCUACUCCCACUGCCUCCCUGUCAGCCAGAGUCCCAGCCCAGCGGUGACCCCAGCCCACCCUCCGUGUUCCCCUCCUCCUUCCCGUCCUCCAUGCCUUAUGGUAACAGCACCAACAGAGAGAAGUGUGAGGACGUGCCAGUGUGCAGGCCCGGCAUCCUGCUGCCUGUCUGGCAGCCCAACCAGCCCAGGCUCGCCGAACAGGUGGCCAGAGCUGUGCUCUACUUUGUGUCACUCAUGUACAUGUUCCUGGGAGUGUCCAUCAUCGCCGACCGCUUCAUGGCAUCUAUAGAGGUCAUCACAUCACAGGAAAAGGAGGUGACCAUCACAAUGCCUAACGGGGAAACAUCCAUGGCCACAGUUCGAAUCUGGAAUGAAACUGUGUCCAAUCUGACGCUCAUGGCUCUGGGCUCCAGCGCUCCGGAGAUACUGCUGUCUGUUAUCGAGGUGUGUGGUCACAACUUUGAGGCUGGUGAGCUGGGACCGGGAACCAUCGUUGGCAGCGCUGCCUUCAACAUGUUUGUGAUCAUCGGGAUCUGUGUGUGGACGAUCCCCAAAGACCAGAGCCGCAAGAUCAAACACCUCAGGGUGUUCUUCAUCACCGCCUUCUGGAGCAUCUUCGCCUACAUCUGGCUUUACCUCAUCCUGUCCGUCAUAUCGCCGGGCGUCGUGGAGGUGUGGGAGGCCGUGGUGACCCUGCUGUACUUCCCAGUGUGUGUCAUACUGGCUUGGGUCGCUGACCGCCGCCUGCUCUUCUACAAGUACAUGGGCAAGCGUUACCGUGCCGACAAGCGCCACGGCAUCGUCGUGGAGACCGAGGGAGACUUGACACCCAACAAGGGCAGAAUGGAGAUGAUCAUAGACGGCAAGGUCCAUCCACAAGGGAGCACCGUGGUACCCACCGAGAACUGUGCUGGGGCCCAGGAUGGCACAGCAGGCGCCGCAGCCAACAACAUUGGUGCGACAGCGGGAGCCAUGGCAACAGGACCCGGGGGCAACCUGCCCAACUCCAACAGCGCAAUGGUCAACGUGGAGAGCAGCAAGGAGCUGGACGACAGCCGCAAAGAGGUGAUUCGUAUUUUGAAGGAGCUGAAGCAGAAAUAUCCUGACAAAGACCUGGACCAGCUGGUGGAGCUGGCCAACUACUACGCACUGCUGCACCAACAGAAGAGCAGAGCCUUCUACCGCAUACAGGCGACUCGUAUGAUGAUCGGGGCUGGUAAUGUCCUGAAGAGGCACGCCGCCGACCAUGCCCGCCGUACAGCCGUGACCGAUGAGGAAGCUCCAGAAGAAGACGAUCUGGCGAUAUGCAGCCGAAUCUCAUUUGAAAGCAGCCACAGUCAGUGCAUGGAGAACUGUGGCGUCGUGACGCUGGCUGUCAUCUGCCAAGGGGGUCUAGGAGAGAGCACCUUCUAUGUGGACUACAGGACAGAAGACGGUUCAGCCAACGCUGGGUCAGAUUACCAGUACUGCGAAGGAACGUUGGUGUUCAAACCCGGGGAGACUCGCAAAGAGAUUAAGGUCGGUAUAAUCGAUGACGACAUAUUCGAAGAGGAUGAGCACUUCUUUGUGCGCUUGCUGAAUCUGCGUGUUGGGGAUGCAGAGGGGAUGUUUGAGAGCGAUGAAGUGGGUGCCACCCCCAAAGGCCGCUUGGUUGAGCCCCUAGUCUCCACGGUGACCAUCCUGGAUGACGACCACGCUGGCAUCUUCACGUUCAGUGAUCACAUGGUGCGCGUGAGCGAGAGCGUGGGCACCAUGGAGGUGACGGUAGUACGCAACUCAGGUGCCCGCGGUACUGUCAUCCUGCAGUACCACACUGAGCCCGGCACUGCCAAGGCUGGAGAAGACUACGAGGACACCCGAGGGGAGCUGGAGUUCACCAACGACCAGACCACUCAGACUCUCCAGGUGAGGAUAAUCGAUGAUGAAGAAUAUGAGAAACAUGAAAACUUCUUCAUUGUGUUGGAGGAGCCACGCUGGCUGAAGAGAGGAAUCUCAGCUCUGCUGCUCAACCAGGAGGCGGCGGAGGGUCAGUUGAGCGCUGAAGAGGAGGAGGCCUGGAAGAUAGCUGAGAUGGGGAAGCCCAUUCUGGGAGAGCACAGCCGCCUGGAGGUGGUCAUUGAGGAGUCAUAUGAAUUCAAGAGCACUGUUGACAAGCUCAUUAAGAAGACCAACCUGGCGCUGGUGAUUGGCACACACUCCUGGAGGGAGCAGUUUGUGGAGGCGGUUACUGUCAGCGCAGGCGACGGGGAUGAUGAUGAUGAGGAAGGUCGUGAGGAGCGGCUUCCAUCUUGUUAUGACUACGUCAUGCAUUUCCUUACCGUCUUCUGGAAGGUUCUGUUUGCCUGUGUACCACCUACAGAGUACUGGAAUGGCUGGGCCUGCUUCCUCGUCUCCAUCAGCGUCAUCGGCUUCCUUACCGCCAUCAUUGGAGAUUUAGCGUCACACUUCGGCUGCACUGUGGGGCUUCGGGACACUGUGACCGCGGUGGUUUUUGUGGCACUGGGAACUUCUAUUCCAGACACCUUUGCUAGCAAAGUGGCUGCCAUGCAGGACCAGCAUGCCGAUGCAUCUGUUGGGAACGUGACCGGUAGCAACGCUGUCAAUGUGUUCUUGGGGAUUGGUGUGGCGUGGUCAGUGGCCGCCGUCUAUUGGAAAAUCAAAGGGAAGGAGUUCAAGGUGGCACCGGGGUCACUGGCUUUCUCAGUCACACUCUUCACCGUCUUCGCUUUCAUCUGCAUGGGUGUGCUGCUGUUCAGACGCCGGCCCUCUAUUGGCGGAGAGCUCGGCGGCCCGAGGAUGCCCCGCCUCCUCACCAGUCUGCUGUUCUUUGGUCUGUGGUUCCUCUACAUCCUGUUCUCCAGCCUGGAGGCCUACUGCCACAUCAGUGGCUUUUAAAAAGGAGACGGAGAAGGUUCUGGAAGAAUAUUGCACAGAAACACACACAUAUACUCAAACACACACACAGUAUAGUCCACAGUUUGACAUGAAUCAGCACGAGCCUGGGCUUUGACAGAUACACACACACACACACACACACUGUAUGUACGUGUCCACUGACCAUAGCAAAUAUAAAAGCACAGUCAUGAUAAAGGGUGAGAGGAAGUAUUUGUGAAGGCCGAGAAGUGUGAAUACAAAAAUGUAACUACAGCAAAGUUAGCAAGAGAAGAAGAAAGAGUGACUGCGGAGUUUUAGAGGUGAAAAGCGGGUCAGAUCAGCUUCUGUGUCAUUCUGUGGAAAGGAAGGUUUAUUUUAAUCCAGCUAUGUUUAAGUUGGAUUGAAGAGCAGGCCUUUUAGUGUUUGGAUAGAACACAAAGCUGUGCACACAACACAAAAUGCAUCCGAGUUGCACUGAAAGGACAACACCUUCAUUUUCCUACACAAGCCUGUCCUCUGUUUCACCUACUUUACUGGUCCAGCCUCAUGUGUCCUCACUGAAAAGGUGGAGCACUGUGUGAAAAAGGAGUGACAUGUUUACAAUAACACAGUUUGUUUACUACAGGAGGUUCUUACAAAGAGGUGAUGCUUGUUCUCCACAGGCGCUGUAAAUAGGAAAACCCAGUGUACAUAUAGAAGGCAGUGUUUUCAAUAGGCAGUGAAAAAGUGAGUGGAACACUUAUUUGUUAUGGUUUAGUCCCCCUCACCUGGAGGGUGAGGGGGAACUGGGGUUGGACUCAAGAUGGCUGACCCAG